Messenger RNA from Diorhabda carinulata, 1018 nucleotides. RefSeq lists its product as uncharacterized. Gene Ontology annotation, molecular function: cytoskeletal protein binding. Gene Ontology annotation, cellular component: ciliary basal body. NCBI's taxonomy places the organism in Eukaryota, Metazoa, Arthropoda, Insecta, Coleoptera, Chrysomelidae. The record is from RefSeq and is a predicted model, not a curated record. Bases 98 to 970 code for a protein of 290 amino acids. Gene Ontology annotation, biological process: regulation of cell projection organization. The transcript has a single exon.
UUGACAGUUUUAGUCUAAAAUAUUUUUUCCAUUUGAAAUUAUCACAAAUUUCCAUAAAUUCAGGAUUUUGUUACUGCUCUUACCUAAAUUUACUACAAUGAAUUUCAUCUUUUUAUAUCUGAUAUAUUACCAACCCCCAGAAUUAUGCUCGGAAUUAGACUGCGACAAUUCAAGAUUUUCCUACGUAGUGGAGCUUAAAACAUUUCAAAAAGUUUGUUUCAAUAGUAUUAUGCCUAGGAGAACAGGAUGUAUCGGUAAAGGAUUAUCCCCACAUCAGAAAAGGGUGACACCUGAAAAUAAUCCAAAAACGGGACCUGGUUCUUACAGUCCUGAACUUGUGACGUCGUCUAUGUACAAAGUUUUAAAUAAAGUUAGGAGCAUUUACGGAGUCCCGCCGCUAGGAACCAAAACCCAAAGAUUCAAAUAUCGUAAACGCGAUUCUGUUAAAGUUCCAAGUCGAUAUCAGUGGACGAUACCAGAAGAGAGGGUUUUUAGAAGCAUGGCAAAACCUUUUGGUAUUGGUUCAGCAAUAAGACAGUUAAUGUUACCAAAUAUUCCCGGACCAGCUGAUUAUAAUUUACAACGUAUUUACGUAUGUAGAAGACCAAAGUAUCAAUACAAUUUCGGUAAACCUUCAAUGGUAUCAGCAGUUGAAACGAUUUGUGUGCCGGAUCCUACACAUCAUUGCCAUCUGUGCGGUAGGUUUUGCGAAGGCGAAUAUUGGCAUAAAGAUUACGGUUUAUUUAUAUGUCAAAUUUGUUUUGAUAUAGAAAAAGCAACGAAAGAAUAUUAUGAUCCGCAUUUUUUGAAACAAUUCAAAAAAUUAAGAAAUUGUUCUUUCAUGCACCAGCAUAAUAAGACGAAAGCAAAACUAAGAAUCUUACCACAAAACAAAAUCAUCAAGAAAUUCGCCAUCGAGAAUUAUCUAGAUAAUUAUAUCGAUACCUGUCUUAAUUUUAGUAAAAUUUGACCUAUUUUAUCAAAUAUAUUUUGUUUAAUAAACACUUGGUAUAAACUA